Molecule: messenger RNA, 1410 nt
Organism: Umbelopsis ramanniana AG
Lineage: Eukaryota; Fungi; Mucoromycota; Umbelopsidomycetes; Umbelopsidales; Umbelopsidaceae
Exons: 1
Coding region: 143-1291 (382 amino acids)
Biological process (GO): transmembrane transport
Cellular component (GO): fungal-type vacuole membrane; plasma membrane
Molecular function (GO): transmembrane transporter activity
Source: RefSeq, a predicted model, not a curated record
CUGCUUCACUGCACUUGGAUGCCUCACCACUGCCUUCAUUGCCACUCUCGGCCCACAAACGGGUAAGCACGACGGUCGACUCUUUUCAUGUCAUUGAUUUGAACUCUUCUAACCGGUAUGCGGGCAAAUAGGAUGUAGAACCAUGGUCAUCAGUCGUUUCAGCUUUGGUUAUGUCGGUGGUGUGAUCUUGUCCAUCUUCAACAUCCUUACUCAACUGGGUUUCAGUGUUACAUGUGUCGUACUUGGAGGACAAACGUUGGCAUCCAUCAACAACACCUUGCCUCUUCCCGUGGGUAUCGUCAUUGUGGCCGUUUGCGCUCUCAUCAUCUGCUUUUUCGGAUACGACCUCCUGCAUAUUUACGAGCGAUAUGCUUACAUUGUUAUCGCCAUCAUCGUUAUCAUGCUCUAUGCUCUCGGUGGAUCACCACCAGCAGGAUAUGACUUGGUUGCUCAGGCUGCUAGUGAGCCUACGGGUGCCAAUCUGGCUGCUAAUAUUCUUUCAUUUGGAGGUAUCAUGUUUGGCGCAGUUUCUGGCUGGAGUCCAGUGGCUGCUGAUUUCAACAUGCGAUUGCCUGCCGAUACUUCACCUACCUAUGUCUUCAUCCUCACUUUCUUUGGUGUCUAUAUUCCCGUUGUCUUCGUAUCCAUUCUGGGAGCUUGCUUGAUGACCAUUCAAAACCCAGAUUACACUACCGCUUACGGCGAGAAUGGUAUGGGCGCUUUACUAUCUCAAACCCUAAGCCCAUGGGGUGGUGGUGGCAAGUUUUUGAUGGUUGUCUUGUCUCUCUCUGUGAUUGCCAACAACGUCCCCAACACCUACUCCGCUGCCCUCUCCAUCCAAGCCCUCGGAAAGCCUUUCCAAAGGAUCCCUCGUUUUGUCUGGACUGUCUUGGUAUUCCUCAUCUACACUGUUGCCGGUAUUGUUGGACGGGAAUCCUUCAGUGCCAUUCUUUCCAACUUGCUAUCUAUCUUGUCUUACUGGACUGCUUUCUUCGUCGUUGUGGUUGCUGAAGAACAUUUCCUCUUCCGUCGUCCAUCCCAAGGCGGAUACAAUCUUGACGACUAUGCUACGCCCUCCAAGUUGCCUGUUGGUAUUGCUGGUAUCAUUGCCGGUUUGUGUGGUAUUGCUGGUGCAGUGAUUGGAAUGUCCCAAGUCUACUACACUGGUCCUGUCGCCAUCUUGAUUGGAGACGAAUUUGGAGGUGAUCUCGGUUUUGAGCUUGCUGCUGUCUUUUCCGGUGUGGUCUAUCCACCUUUGAGAUGGCUUGAGCGUAGACACUUUGGCCGAUAAAUGAAACAAAAAUAGGUUAUAGCUUGCUAGCCGUUCCUGUAUCCGUAAUAAUAAUGCAAUAGUCAUGCCAUAUCUUUUAAUAUAUAUCACAUAAACAUAAUACGUUCUCUUUGAGUUAU